Porites lobata is the source of this 1826-nucleotide messenger RNA. The record is from the annotation of a GenBank genome assembly. Lineage: Eukaryota; Metazoa; Cnidaria; Anthozoa; Scleractinia; Poritidae.
AAUUGUGAAGAAGAGCUCCCCAAAAAACCUGUCGGUCGACUGUCGGUCAACUGUCGGCCGACACAUUACCGACAGUUUACCGACAGGCUACCGACAGCUAACCGACAGGCUACCGACAGUUUCCCAAAGAAGAAAAUUGUUGAGAAAACACGCAUUAAACAUGACAUAGAAACGAUAAUAAUCUCGAUAGACAUCACUUACUUACCGAUCGAUCGGUUGUACUUGCGUUUGUGGCCAAACAUGGAUUCAUCGAUUUCUACAGUUUUUCCUCGGCCGCCCAGUCUAACGUUGCCGUGUAGAAUUUUCAGGGAGCAGAUGUCUCGGAGUCUCUGAAGUGCCGUGACAGCCGUACGAAGCGACAAACUGGUUAGUAGCGAUACUUUUUUGUUGGACUCAUCAAUUGACCACAAGAAGAUGAUGUACAGCCAUUGCGACAGCGGGAUUUUGGAAUCUUCGAAAAAAGAACCAGCUCUGAUUGAUCUUCGUUUUCUGCACUUGUUAACUGGACAUUCCCAGUGAUAACCAUCAUCAGAGUUAUUAUCUCGUAAAACCAUUCGGUUUCCACAAGAGCACCUACGCCUGGCAGCCAGCAAACCACGAUUCACAAGAAAGGUUAAAAUAGCAUGGCAACUUUGGAUCAAGGUAAGUAACUCGUGAUGAUUCAUGAUGAAAUGAGUUAAGACACACUUCUACUCAACCUAUUUAAUACCUAUGGUCGGAUCGAAAUUAGUCAAUCAGAUUUUACAAAAGUUUAUAAACCAAUCAAAUGUGAUGUGAAUAAUCUAAUUAAUUUGUUGUUAUUGUUGACUGGACCCAUUGCAUAAGCCAAUGAAAAUGUUGUUAUUGUUGAUUUGAUGCAUGGCAUAAGCCAAUGAAAUUGUGAUUUGAUCCACGGUAUAAGCCAAUGAAAAUGUUGUUAUUGUUGAUUGGAUCCGUGGCAGAACUUAAAAGCCUUGAAUUUGAAGCCUUGUGAUCACAGAUUUCGUUUUCAACUUCGAUCAUUCAUUAUGUCUCAAAGUACGUCUCAAAGAAUUCUUAAGUGUACUGUGUGUGGCGGCGACCACUCUAUUUUUCAUUGCGAGAAUAAGUGUGGCGUUUGCCAUGGCGAUAAUAGGCACUGUUCCUGUUCUGAACGCCCACAGCAGAAAAGAAAGAAGAGCGCAAAGUCAUCUGCCUCCGCUGAAACCUCGCACGACGACCUGAGGAAGAUGUAUGAGACACUUCAGAAGGACUUCAAAAGAGUCGGGCAGGCCUUCCAAAACCAAAAAGAACAGAACCAGGAGCUCACAGAACAGUUGGCGGAACGCGAGAAAGAGGCCGAAGAGUUAGCGAACCUUGUGAGAACCAGAGAUGAGGUCGUUAAAAACCUUGAGCGGCGCCUCGUGAAUGCCAAGAAGCUCAUCGCCGAACUGUGAGCGGAGAUGCAAGAAUUACAACGCAGAGGCCAACCCGCGCCACAAGAAGACCAGCCAAUGCAGCGACCUCAGCAGACUGACUCUCGCGUCAGCGCCCACAGCCUGGCCAGCAUACAUGACCGGUAUGACCAGGUUCUCCAGUGUAUGAGAGAAAACAAAUGCAGUAUGGCCUCUGCCUUCCGUCUUGCGAGCUGUCCUCGGAGCACACUCAGAGACUUCGUUGCCAUAGCCGAACUUAAGAAGGUGGACUCCAGAGAACUAGACCUCGUCCUCCGUGACCAAGUGGGUUCCGUGCGUGCUCUCGAGGUUGUCUGCCGAAAACGACUCCGGCGCUACAUCCCAGUGAUGAACAACAUGAGGAGGGAGGGGCAGCUGUUGCCAUUAAAGUUUGAUCCGCGCUUCUACGAGUGA